GUGAUUACGGGGGCCACCGGUGGUAUCGGAAGCGCUGCGGCGAGGUUAUUCGCGGAGGAAGGGGCGCGCGUGGCCUUGGUCGAUCUUGACGAAUCCGCGCUACAAGAGACUGUGCGGUCAAUCGGCGAGGAGAAGGCAAGCUACACCGUGGCAGACGUGACCCAACCGGAGCAGGCCCAGGCCUAUAUCAAUGCGGCCGUGGACCGCUGGGGCGGCAUCGACGUGCUGCUAGCCAACGCGGGGAUCGAGGGAACUCUGUCGCCCAUAACCGACUAUCCCAUCGACGUUUUCGACCGGGUGAUGGCGGUUAACGUACGUGGGGUGUGGUUGGGCAUCAAGUAUGUGGUCCCCGUGAUGAGUGGGCGCGGAGGGGGCAGCAUCGUCAUCACCUCGUCCACAGCGGGAAUCGGCGGAAGUGCGGAAAUGUCAGCAUACACCACCAGCAAACAUGCGGUGAUUGGCCUGAUGCGCACCGCCGCUCUGGAGGUGCUCCGUCCGGUAUCAGGGUCAAUACCGUCAACCCGGCGCCCAUCGAGACACGCAUGA
Molecule: messenger RNA, 546 nt
Organism: Geodia barretti
Lineage: Eukaryota; Metazoa; Porifera; Demospongiae; Tetractinellida; Geodiidae
Source: the annotation of a GenBank genome assembly